AAAAAUAUUAGAAUUAUUUAGGGUUUUUCCUACGCCGCCACCCCAAAAUUAAAAAUGGCCUGAGAUGCGAGAGCUGUAUCAAUGUACAUAUCGAGUCAAAUGGAGCCAAAUGCUAUUAUUUUGGUGAACCAUUUUCCCUGUUUUUCUCUGUUUGCUCUUCUUUCGCCAUUACUAUUUCUCUGCCUGCACACAUCUUUAAUAAUGCUUCAUUUUCUACUCUGAAAUCCCUCUCUUUCUCUCUCUGUUCUUUUUCUUAAAAAAAAAAUUUAAAGAAAAAAAGGGGAAAUUAUUGUAUUGUUACUUUGUUAGACAACACAUAACAACUCCUUAUCCUGUCACCUUUAUAAAUGUAUCUCUACUGAAAUUUUUAUCUACUCUCUGAAAUUCCUAUUGCUCUAAUCUCUUCAAAAUGAUGAUUUUCGAUUUGAACACAAAUGUACAAGAAUCAGGAAUGGAUAAGAACCAGAAUAGUACAACAAGCAGUGAGUUCAAGAAAAGCUGUAUAGAUUGCCAAACAACAAGAACACCUUGCUGGAGAAGCGGUCCAGCUGGUCCUAAGACUUUGUGCAAUGCCUGUGGGAUCAGAUACAGGAAGAAGAGUAGGAGGAUUCUCGGAGUGGAGAAAGGAGGAGCAGAGAAGAGAAAAGGAAAAUUGGUAAAAGCGGCAGAAGUAAGAUACAAAGAUAUAUUUCAGGAACAAUGGAAGAGGAAGCUUGGAGAGGAAGAACAGGCCGCCUUUCUUUUGAUGGCUUUAUCCUACGGCUGUGUAUCUGCUUAAGAUCAAAAUCAUUCAACCAUGAAAUCUUGAGUUUUUGAUGGUGUAAUAGGGAAAAGGAUUAACAAGUGAAUAUAGAGAAUGUUUUUUUUCUCAAA
Messenger RNA from Ricinus communis (castor bean), 873 nucleotides. RefSeq names its product GATA transcription factor 16. Gene Ontology annotation, molecular function: sequence-specific DNA binding; zinc ion binding. The transcript is spliced from 3 exons. Bases 410 to 778 code for a protein of 122 amino acids. Gene Ontology annotation, biological process: regulation of DNA-templated transcription. NCBI's taxonomy places the organism in Eukaryota, Viridiplantae, Streptophyta, Magnoliopsida, Malpighiales, Euphorbiaceae. The record is from RefSeq and is a predicted model, not a curated record.